CGGUGGAGGGCUCUUGAUCCUAAGAACUGGAGCUGCCUUCCUUUUCCUUGGAUGGAGUCUUGAUUCCCUCCCCAUUCCCUAAAGUGUUGUGACUCCAUACAGGUUUAGCGCUCCUUCACUUAAGGAAAUACGUUAAUAAUGUCUUAACGUGCAUAUAACCAGUAAAAUGAGUGAAAUACUUGGAAUUACACCUCUACCAGGAGUGGAGUACCCACUCACUGUGGCUUAUUGUGGUAACUGCACUAUGCCCAUAGAGUAUUGCGAGUACUAUCCUGGCUAUGAAAAGUGUAAACAGUGGCUGGAGAAGAACCUACCAGAUAUGUUUCAAAAACUUAUAGAUGGAGCCAGUGUAGGCGGAGAAGAAGGUGGGGAUGAAGAGAAGAAGAGACAAAAGCGGGGUGGAAAGGGCAUGGUGAAGGCAAAAAAGAAGGCUGAGGAAGGUCCCCGUAAGGUUGUGGUGUUUGUAGCGCCACGUGGCAAGAAAAGGAACACGGUCAUCACUGGCCUAAAGACAUUUAAUAUUGAUCUUAAGGUUGCAGCAAAGUUCUUUGGGACAAAGUUUGCCUGUGGUUCAUCAGUGACUGGUGAUGAUGAAAUUGUUGUUCAGGGUGACAUUAAGGAUGAUUUGUUGGACCUCAUACCUGAGAAAUGGCCAGAAAUUGAAGAAGACAGCAUAGAAGAUGGCGGCGAACACAAGCGUUAAACUGACGUGAACAUGUCUGUUAACCUAUCAUAAUGAUGUAAAAGUUUAAAUAAAAUUGUAAAAAUUAA
Molecule: messenger RNA, 771 nt
Organism: Cherax quadricarinatus
Lineage: Eukaryota; Metazoa; Arthropoda; Malacostraca; Decapoda; Parastacidae
Gene: DENR
Product: density-regulated protein
Biological process (GO): formation of translation preinitiation complex; translation reinitiation
Molecular function (GO): mRNA binding; translation initiation factor activity
Source: RefSeq, a predicted model, not a curated record